UCUUCUUCUUCUGCGGCGGUUUAACGGCACCGACUGUUUAUCUCCUGAUAUUCACACAACAACAGCAGGAUAGAAACAUCACAGGAAACAUCAGGCCACCGUGACGACCGAGCAUCACUGAACCUGCAGACAGAAACAGAGAGCGAGAGAGAUGAAACCACAGAAACAUCCCAGAUAUCUGCAGGCUGCACUACAUGGCCAAAAAGACUUAAAAUGAGCAGAAUAAAUGACAGAAAUUAGGAGGGAGGAAGCUCACGAGGAGAGGAAGUGAAAAUAGAAGAUAAAUAGAGGCAGUAGAGUCUGAAAGAGAGAGAGAGAGAGAGAGAGAGAGAGAGAGAGAGAGAGAGAGAGAGAGAGAGAGAGGGAGGGUAAAUGAAGCCAGAGGCAGAUAAAACCGAUUCAGAGACAGAAAGCAGCCGGUGUUUAAACUCAACAGUUUCUCAGCAGCAGGCUGGCAAACGCCUCCUCCUCCUCCUCCUCCUCCUCUUCCACCUUCAUCAUCCUCCAUCCUCCUCUUUUUCUCCUCCGCCUCCUCCUCCUCUUCCUCUCCUCCUCCUCUCCAUGCCGGCGGAGGUCUCCGCGGGGCUGCCAUGGCGAAGAUCCGGGUGUCGUACGAGUACUCCGAGGCCGAGGACAAGAGCAUCCGGCUGGGGUUGUUCCUGAUCGCCUGCGGGAUCCUCAGCCUCUUCAUCCUGGGCUUCUGCUGGCUCAGCCCGACCCUGCAGAGCCUGCAGAGCAAGCCGGCCAACUGCACGGUGGUGUCGGUGUUGCGUCCUGAGGAAAUGUUCGAGUGUGUGUUUACCUGCGGUGCGGACUGUAAAGGGACGUCGCUCUAUCCCUGCCUGCAGAUCUUCGUUAACAACUCGGAGUCCAACUCUGUGGCUCUGCUGCACUUUGAUGAGCAGCAGCUGGUCCUCAACCCAAAGUGCUCGUUCGUGCCUCCGUGUGAGAGGGACAACCAGAAGAACAGAGACAGGGUCCUGCAGUGGGAGGAUUACUUCACCAAAGAGGUCAGCAGCCAGUCCUUCACCUGCUUCUUCAACCAGCAGAGGAGGCCUGACGACGUGUUGUGGCGCCGUUCCCAUGACACCAGCGUCCUGCUGCACUGCGUCCUCUGGCCAAUGGUGUCGCUCCUUCUGGGCACGCUCAUCGUGCUGCUGACGGUUUGCGCUCGCUCCCUGGCCGUGCGAGCUGAGGCUCUCCAGAAAAGGAAAUGCUCCUACGAGGUGUGCCAAGACUUGGGGACCGUGGCUUCAGAUCGCCGUGGCAACAAAGCCGCUGACCCCCUCACGACAAACUCUGACCCCGAGCUGUCGUCGCCCUCUAGGACCCUGCCACUGUUUGCAGUGCCGGUGCGACGCCGCGAUCGGGAACAUUAAGACAGAGCAGAAAGUUGAUUUCACGUCUUAGGACGCUGAUGAGCUGGUGGGGGUCACAAAGCUGGCUGAGGACGCCACCGACAACCUGCUGCCGUCUGGUUUGUAUGAUCAGAAAUGUCCAAAUGAGACACAAACACGAGCAGAGGAUGACAGGAAAUCCACCCUGUUGCCUAUAGAUUUCAGCUGUAACUCUGCAGAGAAACAUCAGCACCUUUCCUCUGAUUUUAACUGAACAAAUUGGAUGAGCGGAGACUCACGGAUGCUGCUGAGUUUAAUCUUAUUGAAGGGUUAUUUAAAUGAAUGACACCAGUGCUGUGAUAGAUGGUACGAUGAAUCAGUUGUCUGAUAUGUUGGACUCUGCAGUCUUCUUUGUAGCUCUUCUAUAAACUAAGCUUUCCUUCUGUAGCUCACUGCUUCUUACUCCAGUCCCAGUAGCCACAAAUAUGACUAAAUAGAGAGCUGAAGUCUUGACACCACUUCCUUUCAUAGGCUUCUGUAAGUCAAUGCAAUCUUAUUUAUUUAUUUUUGUUCCUUGGGGUUUUAAGAUAAAUGAGUACCAACAUCAGCGUGAUUUUAAAAAUGAUUCAUUUGUUAGCAGUUAAAAAAAAAACAACUAAAUACAACUCAUGAAGUUUUACGAGUACAGCGGUGUGCAAAAUGUCAGUGUAACUGUUGGUUUCUUCCAAAUCCUUCAUAUUCUCCAAGACUCUCUUCUAAUGUUGCAACUUUUUCGAUGUAAUCUGUGCUGUCUAAAAACAUCUGCACCAUUCGGCCCACAUGUCCUUUGUUCUGAGAUAUUUUGGGGGCAUUUUUGUCUUUAUUCAACUAUCUUACAAUAGAAUCAUAGAGGGGAGAGUUUUGGAGAUAGAAGGAUUUUAGUCUUAAUUUUAGUCUUUACUGUGCUGAAUCAAACAGGGACAACAAGGUCUUAUACAUGUAAUAUGCACCCUAACCACUAGUCCACCAGGAUGCCCUGUUACAGCCGUGUGUGAACUAGACUCGCCUUGAAUUGCCUCAUUUUGUCGAGCUGGUUUAAUCUGCAGAGAUCUUGGACUUGUGGUUUCAUUAAAGGCCACUAACAGCAGAAAUACUUAAUAAACAAGAGCAUCAGAUCAUUUUUAUCUAGAUAUAUGUAGUGAACCACACAACGUACUGUUCAGUCAGGUCAUGAUUUGUAGUAAUUGUCAAUGGGGUUUAUUUAAGCUUUUGUACGUUUGGGGCAUAGCUCAGAAGUCUGAUGAGAGAAAAAGUAAAUGUUAAAAUAUAAAUACAUGAUCUGUACAUACUUACCUGUUUAGCUUUUACGAGCUCUUUUUAUUUCCUCUUUUCAUAAUCAUGUAACCCACAAUAGAAAAGUAACCUCAUCGUUUGACAUGAGAAAACAAAUAUGUAAGUUAAAGUCCUGCUUUCAUAAUGUUACUUAAAUAUGCGUUAACAAGUAUUAGAAGAAAAAUAUACUUCAGAGAUGAAAAGCAGCAGCACUCAUGAUUAAAAGAAUGAUAAGUGAACCUGUGAGCAGUAUUUUAACAUUGUAGUUUAGUCUGACCACUGCUUUAUACUGUUCCAGCUAUAGUAAUGUAUAUUAUUUCAUGAGCUUCUCUCAUGUUUAAAAUAAAAUAAAACCCAAAUAUGCAGAGUAAAAACCAGCCUGCAGAAAAAUAUAGUGGAGUAAAAAAUAUCUCCAUCUGAAAUGCGGUACAGGAAAGAAGAUAGUCUUUAGUAGUACCAGUAACUCAAACAACAAGGACAUUGGGAAACAGAAAAGUUGUUUAAUUCAUGUAAGUCUUCGGAAAACAGGAAGGGUAAGAGGUGAAAAAUAAAAAGAGCCAGUAAAAGGUAAAUCUGGGAUUCAUUUCUUAUGAUAUAUUUAAAUUAUUGAACUUUAUUAUUUAUUUAUGUAUUCAAAUACACUCUUGACUCAUCAGAGGGCCCAUUAGUGGCUCCUGUUGCUUCAGGGACUCCGAACCGCCUGCUUGUUAAUGAUGUGAGAGCUCUUUGGACCAUGAAGGUGUUUGCUGACAGCAGGAGCGAACCCCAGGCUCAUAUGUUGGAGGUUAAACUGGGAGCAGCAAACACUGCAUUCAUCAAAUCAAACCAAAACAAAGAGGGUAUAGAGGGUUCAUAUACAGCAUUAGAGCAUUCUGACAUCAGUAAAACCAACUGCGACAUGAGUCUCCCCAUUGAUUUACCAUAAUAAUGACUGAAAACAGACACUGAGCUAGAAAAGUUGCAGUCGACCCUUUGAUCAAGUCGCAAUGGUUCAAUUUGAGACCAAACUGGGAAAUUUAGAUCAUUGAACCAGAUUUCUCAGAAAGGAAUAAAAGGAUAUUGUAAAACAAAAGUCCUGAAACAAAGCAAUGCGUUGGUACACUACAUGGCCAAACAUAUGUGAACAGCUAAACAUUCCUAAAUAUUAGAAACAUCUCUCAGUAUAACUGAAUAGAGUUCAGCCUCUAAAACUGAACAUAAGGUUCAUGAAUGUUGGGAUGCAGUAUUUUAGUUUUAUCUAGGUAUAUUUAACAAACUGGCAAGUGAGUGUAAAAAUGUAGAUGUCACCUCAUUUUUUGAUAUUGCAAAACAUUAUUGAAUGUGUACAGUAAAAAAAUGGAAAUCUCACAGCAUGCUAGGCCGGCCCUAAACCCACUUGGCGUACCCCUCGUCUUAAAGCACCUUUAGACUGCGACAACAACGAUCAUGUAAGUUUAUUGCAAGUCACCCUGUGCAAGAUUGUCACAAUCUGUGUCAGACCGUACUGUAAUAUCAGUGUGAAGCUGUCAGAUUGUGCGCCAAAUGUGUGGUGAAUCACAGUGCUACAAUGGAAAUAGAAAAAAAGUAAAUGAAAGCAAAGACGUCAUCAUCUUGUCACCCGUCUGCACAGCACUCAAACUUCUUUUUUGUUUCACCACCAAUCGUUUUUGAUUUGCCAUGGAUGUAUUAAAUGUGUUUUCCCACUAAACCUUAUUCAAAAACUGCACUUACGAAAUGUAAGCCAUCAUUUCGUGUCUUAUUCUGAUUGGUUGGUUUGUAGUCGUGGAUCGUAGCAGUCUUUGGUCUCCAAAGCUCCAAAUCGUCCGCCAGUGGACGAGUCUCACAGUGAGAUCUAGGACACUCUUUUGCAUUGAUGACCAAAGAUUUUGCCACAUUUCUCUCACGAUUGUCAACUUUCAUUUCAGACUGUAGAAUUAAAAUUGAUCAAAAAUGCAGUUAGCAGUCCUAGCCCAAAAGUACAGCAAUUUGUGGACAGUUGUGUGACUUUUGGCCAUAUAGUGUACAUUGUGCACCAAGAAAUGGGACAAAGCUUUGGAUCACACCAUUAUCCAGCAGGUCGGUAAUGAACAGUCAUUGGCCUUCACCCUCAUGUGUAAUACGCUCAAGUCACGCAUUUGGCUUUACUGCACUUGAGGAAGCUUCAACAAGAGUCCUUUAAACAGCCAAAACAUCACGCUAAAACACAAUCCUUAUCAAUCAAGACUUUGAAUCUAAUUAAGAAGAUAAUGAAAUGUCUCUGCGUGUUAAACAUGAAUGUUGUAGCUCACUGAACUGAACAGCCCCAGGAUGAAAACAACACACGGCCAGCGCCUGAAGGCCUUUCAAAUGUCGCCUUCAGCAGUAAUGAGGACAAAAUCUAGACCAUGUGAAUAAAGUAGGGUGCAGAUGGCCCCUCUCGGUUUCUACCCUGAGUUUAGACUGACAGGGAAAGCUGACAGCCGACCAAAGUGAGGAACAGGAAAGUGUAUAAAAGAAAUCAUGUGUAACUGGCAGCACUUCAGGAGACACUUUGUUCCUUUUUCAUGCAGCAGCUUGUAGGCUUCAUUCUGGUAAAAAUGGCUCUGAUAAAAAUCUCGGGUGAUUUGUGUCUUAAAUCACCAGUGACUCAGCUCCCCCCCCCCUCCUCCCUCAGUGUUUUUGUAGCAGUCAGGACUGAGGACUAGCUGUUGUGGUAUGAAACUGAGCUGCUUUUAAGUGUUUUGGUGUUUAGACCAGCAAUAAGACCAGAUAAUGAUGUGUUUUGUUGUCUUGUACGUCAGGGUUUGUCUGCUGAAAGUAGAGGAACCAUUUUUGUCGGAGCUGUUCCUCUCAGUGUGUAGCACAGGUCCAACCUGUCAUUUUAGACACUCUGGCAUCAAUGCACUAUAAUAUCUGUCUGUAUGUCUGUAAUAUAAAGUUAUAAGUUCUGCAGCUGUAGAACGUAUUGAUCUCUGACGUGCAGGGCCGCCACACUGACUUCUGUAUUUGCUUUUGGUUGUGAGUUGACUCCUGCAGAGUUAAAUGUGAUUGAACUGAAUUGUUUAUUCAGGAAAUGUUUAUUGUCUUAUUCAUUCAUUGUUUCACAGUAAAAUAACAGAAACAGCAGAGAAGGACGGAUGCUACUUUACUCUAGUGAGAGCAGGUGUAAUAAUGGAUAUUAAUGACAGUAAAGUGUUUGAUAAGAAGCUGUAUAAUUUUCAACUUGUGAAAUAUUGUUGUUAGCUUGUCAUGAAAGCUCCCACAGUUUAUGUUUACAACACUGCCCACACUAUUUCCUACAUACAAGGUUCAGGUUUCUAUUCAUUGUACUGGCUUUGAGUAUCUUGAACAGUGCAAAUCAACUCUUAAACUAAAUGUCUCUUAUUUGCAUGUGAGCAAAUCCAGUUUGAUUGUACCAUUAGGAAGGGCUUUCACACCAGAAGCACAAGCUUGACAUUGUGCAAAGCAAGGACAUCAUUUCUAAUGGUGAGAGAGGCUGCAUGGGUCAGCGCCAGACUUAGUGGCCGUAUUUCAAUUUACUUCUGUAAAACAUGUCAACAGGACAGUUACAUGGGAGUGUUCACUUGUUGACUAAAACAUUUGUAUCAUAAAGUGUUUCCCAGUGUUCACAUGUAGGUGAUGUUAUUUGGUGAAACAGGGAGAGAUGAGCGUUGUCACUCUCUACGUUCUUGUACAAUAAUCUGUAUUCUUCUUCUUUCUAGUUCGACACACUUACACUGAUUUCUAGAGAUGAAACUGAAGAGGAAAGUGCAAUUAUAAUGUUUUAAGAAGACUUUUUGAAAGCUGAAUGUUUCCAUGCAGAGCCAACAAUAGAACUGCUAUCAUCAAACGUGAUUCAUCCUGUAUCUGAGGGUGUUUUAAAUCUUCAACUGUUGUCUCCAAAUUUCUACAGUUCUCUCUCCAACAUGCCUGACAGUCUAAAAAUUACCUGGCGUGAUGCUACUUGUUGCUUAGCAACAGCCACAAGGCUGGGUGAUGUGGCUGCCAAUGAAAACUAACAGCCGAACUUUAGUCUGCGGCUGCUUCUGUUCUCUGUGUGAACUGACUGUUGUUGUAAAUACAUAAUUUCCUCCUCAGGUUCGGCUGUGGGACGAUGUUUUAUCACCAUGUUUUGUGGUAAACUUGAAUGUUGCUGUACGCUGCUGUAGCACAUCUGGUUUGUGGAAAAGAAGUUUGUUCUGUGUUGAUAUCUGUGAGUCUUCAGAUUUGUGUUAAGCAGGAGUAGAAAACGUUCCUCUGUAACGACUGAAAAACAAACUAUGAAUGUAAAAGAUUAUUUAUUUCUCCUUAGACAUCAUGGACAAAAGCAAGAGAAGUGUUUUAAAGUUUCCCCAGUCUUAAGGCCUGGUCACACCAGUGUUUCCAUGUAGCGGCUAAUGCAAUUUACUCCACAGGAAUCGUCACAAUCAAUCAUUUCCAUAACAGAGCAGGCAGAUCAGCCACUAGAUCCCAGUAGCUCUACAAGAAUACGUGCGGUUGUGUUUUUUUAUUGGUCUUUUUAUUUGUUUGUUCUGUGAUAGAAGGCCUGUUUAAAGACUUUUGACAAAUUUUGUAUAUUAAUUUGUUCACAUUCACAUUUUUUAUUGAACAUUUUAAAUAUGCAGAGGCGGAGCAAAUUGCGUUCAGAUGCUGUAAAUGUUUUGACCGCAAUAUAUUUUUAUUGUGCUGUUUUCGAAACGAUCCAAGAUAUUGAUAGUUGCAUAAAAAUGUGUUAAUAACUGGAAAAUAAUUGUUGAAAAUCAAAUCAAAUUCAAUUAAAAUUUCAUUUUGAGAUUUUCAGGGGGUCAAAGCUGUCAGUUAGGCCUUGUUCAGACUGAGAGCCCAAAUCAGUUUUUUGGCAUAUCCAGAUCCCAUCCAGAUUGAUUUUAGAAAGUCUAGACAGCAAAAAAACACAUGAAAUGCAAUUUUGCAAUUUUUGGAUCCAAGCCACAUCUGGAGGUGGUUUGAAAUACGAUUCCAAUUGGAUUUCUACAGAUGUGUCUCAGUCCGGACGCUCUGGCCGCUCAAAUCGGAUUUCAAAGUGUCUUCUGUAUCGCUCGCAAUGCAACACCCAACAGCAACCUCAAAUCCAGAGUGACGGAAGUUCAUUGAAGCGGCUCCAUGCUGCUACUAGCAGUGAACAACAGUCUGUGGACAGAUGCUGAAAUAAAUUGUCUGCUGGUAUUUUGCGGCGAGACCUCUGUACAGGCAAAGCUGGAAUUUCUCUGCCUGCAGUCUGAACAAAGCCUUAGACCCCAGAGACGUCUUGUAUUUUAGACAUUGACACUAUUUUAGCUUAUUAGCUGUGUGUCACCAUCCAGCUUUAUUUAACCUCUUCUGUCGGUGUAAAAACUGCAAAAUAAAAGAAGAAUGGUUUGCAGACAAUUAUGAGACAGGUGUUUAUUUAAAAUAGAUCUUUUACAUGAACUGUGUGAACUUAAUGUCCCGUUAGCGAUUGAGCUAAGCUAACGAGAGAGAGUUUUAUUUUCUCUCUUCCAUAACUUCUCAUUGAAAUGGUGUACAAUAGUCAACAAACUGCCCAGGUGGAGUAAACAGAGCGGUAGAGAGGUUUAGAGAGCUAUGGUGACUGCAUGUCUGUAACUGGCUAGCAUGUUAGCGGUUAGCUCGCCAGCUACAUCAGUUCACCAACUACUCGGCGAGUAAUCGCUAUGUCACAAAGUUACUACAACCAAAUACUUUUGCCGUGCCACUUUCUGGUGUGACCAGGCCUAGAUAGAUAUCUGUGCACAAGUCUUAAAUGACUUAAUCAAGUAUUUUGUUUUACACUCAGAGCUGCAUCUAUGAAGCUAAACUGAAAAGUGAAAAACUAACGUUAUAAUGAAUAUUUUAUGGAGCCCCGAAGGCAACAUGUGCUUUUUAAGGCUCUCAUGUCGCCUUCAGGGCUCCAUAAAAUAUAACUUGUUUGCUGUCAUUUCUACAGAAAUGAUAGAGACAGAAAAUUGUGGGUAAUUUUUAACUACUAAAAGGGCAUCCGCUACUUUCUUGUGUGAGCAAGAAAGUUUUUUGUGCACAACAGACUUUCUCCUGAGCAUUAAGUAGUUUCCUGUGUAAACAACAAACCCUCUUGUUCACUUUGUAACUAUUUCUGUCCUUAGUUUGACAAAUGCUCUCCAAACAGUUCCGACAGCCACAAACCAACAGCAGUUUCCAAAGAAAAUUCAGUGAUGCUGCCAUUCAGUCGCAUUUUAGAACGUGAUGUGACAUUUAGAGGCAUCAGGAAAACACACGAACAGACUCGGAUUCUCACUAGGAGUGAAUGAUCCUGAGUUGUACGACUCCAUGAAUGUGACUUAAAACAAAAAGGUCAAAUCCAUGUAUGAACAUUAAGGACACUGUUAUUACUGCAUCUGCCUCCGUCUUCCCUUCUAGAGAUACUUACUUUUUUCUUUCUUUCUUGCUUCAUCUUUUAUCCCCUGUAUUUUUCCUCUUUUACUUCUUUUCCUCCAUUCCCUCCUUUUUAAUGCUGGGCAAUGUUUAAAUCAUUAUCUCAAUGUUAAUAAGAAUAUUUUCUAAUAUUGAUAUAUAGUGUGUCAAAAAUGUAUAAACAAAAUCAUCUUUUAAAUAGUCAUAGAAAUGCUAUGAACUGUGUUAUCACUGUUUAUAAGUGUAAAACCAAAACUUCUAUAACUAAUUCUCUUCGUUUUUAAUAACUUUGCUCAGAAAUUGGACAAAAAAAAAUUGUAGAACAACAUAAGAUCAUAAUAUUCAACCUUACUUCUUUAUUUUACUCUUCCCUGUUUUCAUCCUCUAUCAUUGUGUUUCCAACCAGUAUUUUUUUGUGCUAAAAAUACAAACCUGUUGGACAGAAACGUUGACUUCGACGACAAAUCAGUGACACAAAUUAAAAUCGCUGUGAAAGAAAGCAUACACGCACUUUUAUGAAUCCGAUUUUUUCAACUCAUUUUUUCAGUUUUGACAUCACUAAAACUUGUAAAAUCCCUGAAUCAUCCAUUCUCUCCAAAGAAAAUGUAGCUUCUCUGUAGCAUUUUUGUGUGUUUUUAUGAGACUUAACGAGCUGUUGUCAUCUUUCUGUCCGAGAUGAAUAAUGUUAGAUUUUCUAUCUAAAGCCAUAUGCUAAUCUGUGAACUGCAGUAGCAACUAAACUCUGUGUUUCACUUCAUCACCACAGAAACUGAAAAUGUUAAAUUAUAUUAUUUCAGAUGCGGUUUUGGUAUUUAUUUAGAUUUUAAUUGAUUUUUACCCCUGAGUUAAUCAACACUGUAUAAUGUAGUCUUUCAUUGACUGUAUUAUUAUCAUUAUUGUAUUUAUUAUAAUAAGUGUGCAGGUGUCUCCUUUUGUUCUUUCUUCAUCAUAUCUUUGUACUUUGCACUGUGUUGUCUGCAGGUAUUUUGUCGUCCCUUCAUCCUCUGUACCUCAGCAUUGUACCAUGUGACCCAGGUAGCCGCUUUGCCCGUGUUUUAACGAUAAUAAUGAUAACUAUAGUGCCUA
Thunnus maccoyii (southern bluefin tuna) is the source of this 10076-nucleotide messenger RNA. RefSeq names its product calcium-activated potassium channel subunit beta-4-like. Gene Ontology annotation, molecular function: calcium-activated potassium channel activity; potassium channel regulator activity. The record is from RefSeq and is a predicted model, not a curated record. Gene Ontology annotation, biological process: detection of calcium ion; potassium ion transport. Bases 591 to 1379 code for a protein of 262 amino acids. The transcript is spliced from 6 exons. Gene Ontology annotation, cellular component: voltage-gated potassium channel complex; membrane. Lineage: Eukaryota; Metazoa; Chordata; Actinopteri; Scombriformes; Scombridae.